AUGGAGAUCCAGCAGUGAACAAGACAGGCACGAUCUAUUUCCUGAGAGGGAAACCUACAACUUUAUGGGGGAUAUAGAUGAACCAAAAAAAGGCAGUGUAGGAAAAUGAGGCUUAGGAUGUGGGAAAAAAAGGUGUUACGGUUAGCAUAUAGGAGAGGCAUCCAUGCAUAUUUGGAGGUAUUAGAGAAUAUUUUAUAGAGAAAGUGACGUUUACAGCAAGACCUGAAAUAUGAGCAGGAGUCAGCUAGCUGAAGAGCAGAGGAGAAGUGUCAAAGGCACAGGAAAUAGCAGGGGCCAAGUUUCAGAGGUAAGAGGUAUCUAUAGGCAACUGAAAGCAGUAAAGCACGGUGAGCUAUUGAAUAUGACAGGGUGAGGGGUGUAAGAGAAGCAGAGAAAGGAAAGCAGAUAGGCCAUGUUAGGGGUUUACGUUUCCUCCUAAGAGCUAUUGAGCGUUUUAAGCACAGGAGUGAUGUGAAUUACAUUAAAAAAUACGAACUUGGACUGUAGAGCAGAAAAUGUGUUCUAGAGGGCAAGGGUCACAGUGGAAAGACCUGUUAGGAGGCGGUGCCCAUAAUCCAAGUGAGAGGUGAUGGUGACCUGGCUUGGUUGGUUGUAUUGAGGAUGGAGAGAAGUGGAUAGAUGCAAAAGACAUUUAAUAGGGCAGUAGAAUGAAGAGAAUUUAAUGUGAUGGUGUGAGCCAUGUGCCAAGGAUCAGUCCUGUGCUGUUAGCAUGAGCAACAGUGAUGAGAAACAUUGAAGAGGAGGAACAGGAUUUGGGGUCGAGGAGUCAUAGAGUUGACUUUAGGCAUGUUAAAGGAAGGAAGCCUGCGAGCUAGCGAAAUGGAGGUGGUGGCCCGUAGGCACUUAGAUACCCAGCCUGUAACUCAGGGGACAGUUUGAAGUAAAGGUAAAGAAUUAAGAGUUUGAGAUAAAGAAGUGGGGCUGAGAGUCUCGAGGAACUCUUAGUAUUUAAUGUUUGCAUGGAGGAGGGGACACCAGAGGAGCUGCCUUGGGCAUAGAAGGAAAUGAGGAGGCGGGGUGUGCAGCAGGCCAAGUAAAGAGCAUGUUUUUUGUAGGAGGGUGUUAUCAACUGUUUUAAAUUUUCCUGAGAGUCUGAGAAGCUGAGGACUCAGAAUUAGUCCUUGGAUUUGGCAAUGUGGCAAUCAUUUGUAAUCUUUUACUGCAGCAGCUUUGGUAUACUGGGUGACAAAAGGGUAUAUUGAGGAGAGAGUGGUCAUGGGGGCACAAAAAAGGGUCACAGGGUUGGGUACCAUGAAGGUACUGUAACCGAAGCAAGAGUGGAGUAGUGGAAUGAUGUGGGAGAAAUCACGUUUGCAUGAAUAGAGGACUAAGAUGUAAGGAAAGUGAGAAAGCUUGUGUGACUUUUUUUUUUUUUUUUAAGAAGCUUAGUUUGGAAAGGGAAUAUUUAUUCAUUUAUUCAUAUACCGAAUUUGUUGGGUGUUUAUUAUGGGUCAGGCAGUGUACCACUUGCUGACGAAAAUGCACUGAAUAAAACAGACCAAACCUCUUUACUUCAUUUGCCCGAGUGAGGGAAUGAUGCCCAAGGGGAGAACCUGGAAGGCGUGAGGGGAAGGAAGAGCAGAGUGUCUGAGGGACAGUGAGUGUAAUUGAGGUGCAGUAAGAGUGAGAAGAAUAGGAAAUGAUGCCAGGAAAGUAGCUUUGGGGCCAGGGCACAUAGGGCCUUACAGGCUGUGAGUCUGACUUCACAUUUUAUUACUUAAAAUAAAUACAAUGAUGUGAAAUCCUUACAGGGUUUGGAGCAGCAGAAUGAUAUGAUUAAACUUUUAUCUUGAAAGUAUUUUUCUGGAUGCUGUAGGAGGGCAAGUGUUUCAGCAGGGAAGCCAGUUUGGAGGCUAUUGUAACAGUCCAGCCAAGAGAUGAUGAUUGUGUGGAUUAGGCUGGUAGCAGCAGAGGGAUGAGAAGCGGUAGAGGGUGUAUUUAUUUGCUGAUGAAUUCUCUGUGGGGGGUGAGAUGUAGGGAGUGGGAGAAUAAUCAGGGUAUUUUGGUUGGAUCCACUGAGUGAAUGCGAGGGUCAGUCACAGUGGAAAGAUCGUGAGGAGAGCAGAUUUGAGUGAGAACAAUCUAGAUUUUAGUUUUGGCCAUGCUAAGUUUUAGAGGCUUAUUCAUAUCCAAGGAGAUAUCUUAGUUGGAAACAUGAUUCUGGAGUGCAUUCAGGUGGUUGGAGAUAUAACUUGGCGGUCGUCAGCAUACAGAUGGUAGUUAAACUGGAGAAGAUAAAAUAGGGAGCGAGUGGAAUAAAGACCAGAAGAGGCCCAAGUAUUGACGUCAAGGGCACACCAACCUCUAGCGGUCAGGAAGAUGGGGCGCGUGCAGCAGAGAGGCCUGUGACGGGGCAGUGAUGCAGGAGGAAGCGCAGGAGGGUGGUGUUCAGAAGCCAGUGAAGAAAGUGUUGUGAGUCCAAAGGAAGAAGUACUACCUAGUGACGUGAAGAAACAAUUGACUUCAGUCUCCGAGGAGAUGAUAGAUCUGGCUAAGCAUCUUCCUGAUGCUUUCGUAAAACUGGAAAAUCCACAGAGGGUUUCUGUACUAUUGAAGGAUAUUUCAGAAAAUCUGUAUUCAUUGAGGAAGAUGAUACUUGGUUCUACUGAGAAUGAACUGAGGCCCAGCAGUAAUUUUGACUUAUUACCGUUGGAAGAGCCCACUGCUGGUGAAGUACAACAGAAACAAAUUAGGGAACAUAAAAUUUUUACUAAAGUUAAAGGUGAAGCAUGGGACACAACACCUGAUAAUUUAAUUAAACAUCAUGGAGAAAAUGUACUUGCAAAUGAAGUAAAACAAGAAGAAGAUGGAUUUGAAGAUGGACUAGAAGAUAAUAAGUUGGAAGAGACUCCAGAAAGAGUUUGUUUCAUGUCAUUAGAUAUUACAGAAGAUGAACUCCAACGUUUGGAACAACAGGCUCAGGAAAAACAUCUUGGUGAUAUUACUUGCAAAUCUCCUGAGGAUAACGAAGAGGAUAUAUCUUAUGUAAUUGAGAGUGAUGAAGAUUUAGAAAUGGAGAUGCUUAAGUCUUUAGAAAACCUAAAUAGUAGCACAGUAGAUCCAAAUCAUUCAAAAUGCAUAGAAAUGGAAAGAAAUCUGGGUCUUCCUUCUGAAGAAGAUGAUGAAGAUGAGAAUGAAGCUGUCGAAGAGGAAGAAGUUGUUGAUGAAGACUGUUGGUUACCAGGACCUACUGCAAAUCAAAUUAAUUGCCUCAAGACCUACUUUGGCCAUUCUAAUUUUAAGCCGGUUCAGUGGAAAGUGAUUCAUUCUGUAUUGGAAGAAAGAAGAGAUAAUGUUGUUGUGAUGGCAACUGGGUAUGGAAAGAGUUUGUGCUUCCAGUAUCCACCUGUUUAUGUAGGCGGGAUUGGCCUUGUCAUCUCUCCCCUUAUUUCUUUGAUGGAAGACCAAGUGCUCCAGCUUGAAAUGUCCAACAUUCCAGCUUGCUUUCUUGGAUCAGGACAGUCAAAAAAUGUUCUAGAGGAUAUUAAAUUAGGCAAAUACCGGAUUGUGUACAUAACUCCAGAAUUCUGUUCAAGUAACUUGGACCUACUCCAGCAACUGCAGGCUGAUAUUGGUAUCACACUUAUUGCUGUGGAUGAGGCUCACUGUAUUUCUGAGUGGGGACAUGAUUUUAGAAGUUCAUUUAGAACUUUGGGCUCCAUAAAGGCAGUACUCCCACGGGUUCCAAUUGUUGCACUGACUGCUACUGCAAGUUCUUCAAUCCGAGAAGACAUUGUACGUUGCUUAAAACUGACGGAUCCUCACAUUAUCUGUACUGGUUUUGAUCGACCAAACUUGUAUUUAGAAGUUGGACGAAAAACAGGAAACAUCCUUCAGGAUCUGAAGCAAUUUCUUGUCCAGAAGACAAGUUCUGCUUGGGAAUUUGAAGGUCCAGCUAUCAUCUACUGUCCUUCUAGAAGAAUGACAGAACGAGUUACAGCUGAACUUAAGAAACUGAAGUUAGCCUGUGGAACAUACCAUGCAGGACUGAGUAUUACCUUAAGGAAACAAGUUCAUCAUAGGUUCAUGAGAGAUGAAAUUCAGUGUGUAAUAGCUACCAUAGCUUUUGGAAUGGGCAUUAAUAAAGCUGACAUUCGCCAAGUCAUUCAUUACGGUGCUCCUAAGGAAAUGGAAUCAUAUUACCAGGAGAUUGGUAGAGCUGGCCGUGAUGGACUUCAAAGUUCUUGUCAUGUACUUUGGGCUCCAGGAGACAUUAACACAAAUAGGUGCCUCCUUAGUGAAAUAUGCAAUGAAAAGUUUCGAUUAUACAAAUUAAAGAUGAUGGCAAAGAUGGAGAAAUAUCUUUAUUCCAGAAGGUGUAGGCGACAACUCAUCUUGUCUCAUUUUGAAGACAAACAGCUACGAAAGGCCUCCUUGGGAAUUAUGGGAACUGAAAAAUGCUGUGAUAAUUGCAGGUCCAGAUUGGAUCGCUGCUUUUCCAUUGAUGACUCAGAUGAUAUGUCACAGGACUUUGGUCCACAAGCAUUCCAGCUCUUAUCUGCCGUGACCAUCUUAGGCGAAAAGUUUGGAAUUGGGGUUCCAAUUUUAUUUCUCCGAGGAUCUAACUCCCAGCGUCUUGAAGAUAAAUAUCGCAGUCACAGUUUCUUUGGCACUGGCAAGGAUCACACAGAGAAUUGGUGGAAGGUUUUUUCCCGUCAGCUCAUAACUGAGGGAUUCUUGGUAGAAGUUCCUGGGCACAGCAAAUUUGUAAAGAUUUGCACCCUUACAGAAAAGGGUAGAAAUUGGCUUGCUAAAGCCAAAACAGAAUCUCCUCAGAGCCUUAUCCUUCAAGCUAAUGAAGAAUUGUGUCCAAGGGAGUUUUUUCUACCAAGUUCUAAAGCUGUAUCUUCCAGCACUGAGCAACAUUCCUCUAAUCAAGUACCAAUUGAAUUAACUUCAGAGCAGUCCAGCCUGUAUAAGAUGUAUUCUUACAAAGCACAUGAUAAAAUUUCUUCUGGGAGUAACAUUCCUGAAAAAAGCAUCAUGGUGCCAUCACCAGGAAAAUAUUACAGGUCCUCAGAACCUGUUAUUUCAGCUGAAGAGCAGGAGACUCAGACUACAUUAUAUGGCAAAUUGAUGGAAGCUAGGCAGAAACAUGCCCAUAAAAUGAAUGUUCCUCCAGCUAUUCUGGCAACAAAUAGGAUACUGGUGGAUAUGGCCCAAAUGAGACCUACUACAGUUGAAAAUGUGAAAAGCAUCGAUGGUGUUUCUGAAGGCAAAGCUACAAUGUUGGCCCCUCUGUUGGAAGUCAUCAAACAUUUCUGUCAAAUAAAUAGUCUUCAGACAGACCUCUUUUCAAGUACAAAACCACAAGAAGAACAGAAGAAAAGUCUGGUGGUGAAAAAUAAAGCAAGCUCACUUUCACAGUCUGCAGCCAUCACAUAUUCUUUAUUCCAAGAAAAGAAAAUGUGUUUGAAGAGUGUAGCUGAGAACAGGAUUCUGCCUCUCACAGCAGUUGGCAUGCACUUGUCCCAAGCGGUGCAAGCUGGCUAUCCACUCGAUAUGGAGCGAGCAGGUCUGACUCCAGAGAUCCAGAAGAUUAUUGCUGAUGUUAUCCGAAACCCUCCCAUCAACUCAGAUACAAAUAAAAUUAAACUAAUUAGAAUGUAUGUUCCUGAAAACAUUGACACCUACCUUAUCUACAUGGCAACUGAGAUCCUGGAAAAAGACUGUGAUAACAGGAUGCUAUGCCAAUUUUCAUGUGAUUCCAACAAAAAGAGAUGUUUCCCCAACUCUGAAGAGAGCUGUUCAAAUUCUAAGAGAAGCAAGGAAGAAGUGGGCACUAAUACCAAGGUUGAUGGAAAACAUUCUUGUGAUUUUUCACUGAAAGAUGAGAGUCACGGAAAUUCACUAAAACUAAUAACUUCCUGGAAUCAGCCAUUCAGCGAUCCCCAAAUAGAAGAUUUCUUUGUAGAUUCUCUUUCACAGACUUCGUCAGAAACCUCAAAGAGAAAAUUACCUGGGUGGUUUGCCAAAGGAAAUGAGACCUUACCUGAUGCCAGCAAGAAAUCAAUGGCCAAAACUAAAAAGAAGGGUCUUUUUAGUUAAACUGGCAACUGCCAGAGGAAUUAUGUGUGUCUUGCUGUGUUAUAAGAGGGAAGCUGUAUUUCAUUUCUGAAAAGAGUGGGGAGUAAUAUUUUUGUUUAAAAAUUAUUGUAAUCUCAAAGUAAAACUCACCUAUUUAUUGAACAGCUGGUGUCUUAAAACAGCCUUGUGCAAUUCACAUAAAGUUGAGUCUUCUGAGAACCUGAGUGAGUACCUCAUAGAACAGAAUCUUAGUUUCCUAUGAGAUUGCUUUAAGAAAUCAUGUUACUGCCCUGUUUUCUAAUCUCUUUACUUACUUCAGCAGUAUGUUUGGAAUAUGUAAUGUGUGGUGAUUUAAUAUAGAUGACAGAUUAUCAGUUGUAAGUGAUCAUGUGUGUGAUAUGAAAUAUUCCUAUAUUACCAAAAUUCUGUCUUAUAAAUGAAGAACGUAUAGUUAUUUUACAAAUUGUUUUUUCUAUUGUUAGAAGAAACUCUUAUACACAUUUAAAAAUGAUAUUAGUGGCCCAGACCAGUGAAAAUGAAACAUUUCGGGUUCUUUGUAAAUAGAGGAAAGAAUAUAACAAAGAAGACCAAUUGUACUAGACAACUAUGCACUUCUUAUGUUUUAUAUGAUUUCUGUUAUUUUUCAAAUAAUAAUAAAAAGUCCUUAGUACUGAAUAUUAUAAAGAUAUGUAUUUUAAACUUUCAUAUACUGAACUACCUUGAGCACCUUUAAUUUUUUAUGUCAGAAUUUGAUUCUUAUAUCUCUUUAUAUAGCACAUAUAACUGAAAUAUACAAAACACAUACACUGAAUUGUGUAAAUCAUAGUUGAUAUAACUUUAAGCAGUUCACCAUAUGGCAUUUAAUUGACUUUUUUGUAAAUAAAAAUAACUGUCAUUAAUGAAGAAAUAUAUGUUUGCCGUAGAAGAAUUAGAAAAUCCAGAAAAGUGAAAAAAAAAAAAAUCACA
Molecule: messenger RNA, 7014 nt
Organism: Kogia breviceps (pygmy sperm whale)
Lineage: Eukaryota; Metazoa; Chordata; Mammalia; Artiodactyla; Physeteridae
Source: RefSeq, a predicted model, not a curated record